AUGGCCGCUAAAUCAGCUGCACCCGAUGCCAAUCUUCUCAACAGCUCGGAGUUACUGAAGAAGAUCGAUAAACUGCGCGAGAAAAACGUCGGAAAACAUGUUCCUCUCCCUCAGCUAGUAGUUGUUGGAGACCAGAGCUCGGGAAAGUCCUCUCUCCUCGAAAGUCUCACUAAGAUCCCUUUCCCCCGUGAUCUGGAGCUCUGUACUAGAUAUGCUACACAGAUUACCUCCCGUCGCGAGACUGAGUCGUUCGUUGAGAUUUGCAUUAUUCCUGCUCCGGAUGCCUCUCUUGUACACAAGGCCAAGAUUCAGUCUUUUAAAAAGACACUCAACGGCACCGAGGAUUUUCGUUCGGAAUUUCCAAAUGUUCUCAAAGAGGUCAACGAGUAUAUGGAAAUCCGCUCGGAUCUUUCUUCCAAGGAUGGGUCAGUCUUUAGUAAAGAUGUGUUACGCAUCGAGUUGUGCGGACCCACGGAAGACUAUCUCACGGUCAUCGAUGUGCCGGGCAUCUUUCGGGACCCUACGGAUGGCAUCACGACUGACAGCGAUAUCGAGCUCGUUCGAGACAUGGUCAAGAACUAUAUCAGAGAUUCUCGCACUGUGAUCUUGGCCGUCCUCCCUAGCAAUGUGGAUAUCGCCACCCAGGAGAUUCUGAAGCUCGCCAAAGACUACGAUGUCAAUGGGGAGCGUACUCUUGGGGUCCUGACGAAACCUGAUUUGGUAACCGAGCAGAGUGCCAAGGCAACUUUGUGCUCGCUGGUGUUGGGCCACAAAAGACCGCUCACCCUCGGAUAUCAUCUGGUGAGAAAUCGUGGCGCAGAUGAAAAUGAUGCGCUCGAUCAUGGGGCAGGAGAGAGAAUGUUUGAUAGCUCCCCUUGGAGUACCUUGCCAAAGGACAAAAUCGGCGUCCAAGCCCUCCGGCGACGACUCGGCGAGCUCCUGGGUCAAAUCACGGAACGGGAGUUCCCAGAGCUGCGUAAAGACCUCAAAGCUCAGAUUGAGUCGUGCCAGCAAGAUCUGGAACGCCUGGGGCCUGCGCGUCAAACCGAACAGGAACAGCGUGCGUUUCUGAGCGGAAUCGCACGUCGUUUCCAAACCCUCUCCCGGGCUGCACGUGAUGCUCAUUAUUCAGAGGAUGCAGCAUUCGAACAGACGGAAUUCAGGCUGUUGACGCACAUUGUCAAUCUUUCCGACCUAUUCAACUCGGUCUUCCAAGAGAAGGCCCACCUGCGUGGUUUUGAGCGCCCUGCCUUGGAAACAGACGAGGGCCAGAAAAGUGAACGUGAUGAGCCCACCGAUGCUCCCAAGCAAACCAAAGUCUGGGCUCGUCUGAGUGCCAAGCAAGCCGAGACUUUUGAAAGCCUUGAUCCCAGCAACUUCCCGGAGCUGGAGCAGAUCAUCAGCCGCGGCACAGAUACUAAAGAUCCCGCAGAAGGUAUCAAAGCUUGGAUUGAAGACCUGUACCUCAACUCCCGUGGGCUCGACUUGGGAACUUUUGGUGGUACUAUUCUGUCCAGCGCUUUCAAGGAGCAGACCAUGAAGUGGGAGCUCAUGACGCGGGAGUAUGUCUCGAACAUAAUCAUGGUGGUUCACCGGUUCCUUUGCUCGGCAUUGGGUAAAGUCUGCGCCAACCGACAACUUUAUGACAGAGUGCGGUCCAGCAUCCUUGACGAGCUCCUCGAACGGUAUAACGUGGCCAUGACACAGGCAUUAUUCCUUCUGUCCGUUGAGCGAAACCGCCGACCUUAUACCCUCAACGAUUACUUCAGCGACACCCUCCAGAAGAUGCGUGGGGCUCGGGUGGCCAAGAUGCUGGAGGGAAAUGCCCGAGGUGAGAUGAGAAAGGACCGGAACGGCUACUGGGCAUCCUCUGGCAACAAGGUGGUCGAUCUGGAAGCUGUCAAGGAAGCCGCCAUCAACCAGGGAAAUGUCGAGUAUGUGAAGGAGGAAAUCCAUGACAUCCUUUGGUCAUAUUACAAGGUGGCCUGCAAGAGGUUUGUAGAUAGCGUCUACAUGCAGGCCGUCGAGCACUGUCUCUUGACUGGACCGGAGAGCCCACUGGAAGCUUUCAGCCAGGACUGGGUCAUCAACUUGACUGGCGACCAACUAGAAGCCAUAGCGGGGGAAUCGCCAGUGGCCAAGGCGCGACGGGUGAGCUUGAUGCAAAAGGUGGACGAGUUGACUGCUGCUCUGCAGAUCUUGAAGUUUUGA
Aspergillus ibericus CBS 121593 is the source of this 2211-nucleotide messenger RNA. Its product is annotated as dynamin family protein. Gene Ontology annotation, molecular function: microtubule binding; GTPase activity; GTP binding. The record is from RefSeq and is a predicted model, not a curated record. Bases 1 to 2211 code for a protein of 736 amino acids. The transcript is spliced from 3 exons. Gene Ontology annotation, cellular component: cytoplasm; microtubule; membrane. NCBI's taxonomy places the organism in Eukaryota, Fungi, Ascomycota, Eurotiomycetes, Eurotiales, Aspergillaceae.